AUGUGCCAAGCUGACGAAUUACCUCCAACAAUGGCGCCCGAAGACCAAAGUCUGGUGAAGGAGCUUUUGGAAAAGGCCAAGGCCGAAGCGGGAGAAGGUGCCUCUCCUAUGCAGGUUUGGUCCAUUUUACAACACAAGCUCAAGCCGUCCAUGGCUAUGGAAGUCCAUCAAUGUUGCUAUGAACAGGCGUAUACGGGAGUAUCCGAUGUUAAACCCUCUUGGGUUCCUUCGCCUGAAUCUAUCAGCAAAACCAAUAUUCAUAAAAUGAUGGAAGAAAAAGGAUUCAGUAGUUACCAAGAGUUCUAUGAAUGGUCUGUCAACACGGAAACACGAGAAGAAUUUUGGAACCAAACAGUAGAGAAGCUGGAUAUCCAAUGGGAAGAAAAACCCACUGGUGUCUUUGACUUGACCAAAGGAGGACCGGCUCAUGUGAGCUAUUUCCCUGGUGGCAAACUCAACAUUAGCGAUUCGUGCUUUCACAAGCGAAAACCCACCGAUGCAGCAUUGGUCUAUGCCAUGGAAUCCGAUCCACGGGCCAUCCAAACCAUGACAUUUUCCGUUCUGGAGAGACUCUCCAACCAAAUUGCCCAUGCCAUCCAUGAUCGUCUUCAGUUGACACCUGGUGAUGCCGUCGCCAUUUGCAUGCCCAUGACACCCGAAUCCAUUGCCAUUUACUUGGGAAUUGUCAAGGCCGGUUGUGUCGUGGUUUCCAUUGCAGAUUCCUUUUCGGCCACGGAAAUUGCUACUCGUUGCCGUCUUGGCAAUGCCAAGGCCAUUUUCACACAAGAUGUCAUUUACCGAGGAGCCAAGUUCUUGCCUCUCUUCAACCGUG
Messenger RNA from Seminavis robusta, 832 nucleotides. Lineage: Eukaryota; Bacillariophyta; Bacillariophyceae; Naviculales; Naviculaceae. The record is from the annotation of a GenBank genome assembly.